This is a messenger RNA of Cottoperca gobio, 1845 nucleotides long. RefSeq names its product autophagy related 3 (gene atg3). The record is from RefSeq and is a predicted model, not a curated record. The transcript has 12 exons. Gene Ontology annotation, molecular function: Atg8-family ligase activity. Lineage: Eukaryota; Metazoa; Chordata; Actinopteri; Perciformes; Bovichtidae. Gene Ontology annotation, biological process: autophagosome assembly; nucleophagy; glycophagy. The coding region runs from base 176 to 1120 and encodes 314 amino acids. Gene Ontology annotation, cellular component: cytosol; phagophore assembly site.
AUCACGUCUGUCACCUCCGCACUUCUCGUGAGAGUUGGAUACCGGAAGGGUUCGGACGUAUCAUGUGAUUUGCUCUUGCUGGCACUCUGUUUGAGUAGCUAUGUCAAAAGUAUUAUAAUUUUUAAAAGACUGUUUUUGAAGAACCUCUCGUUUUCUCCAAAGGGUAAAAUACAAGAUGCAGAACGUUAUAAACACAGUGAAAGGGACGGCUCUCGGUGUGGCUGAAUUUCUCACGCCAGUGUUGAAGGAAUCGAAAUUCAAAGAGACUGGAGUCAUUACACCAGAAGAGUUUGUUGCAGCUGGAGAUCAUUUGGUUCAUCAUUGCCCCACAUGGAAAUGGGCCACUGGAGAAGAAGUCAAGGUGAAGCCAUAUUUGCCGCAGGACAAACAGUUUCUCCUGACACGCAAUGUUCCCUGUUACAAGCGUUGUAAACAGAUGGAGUAUUCAGAUGAACUGGAAGCCAUAAUCGAAGAGGAUGAUGGAGAUGGGGGCUGGGUGGACACUUACCACAACUCAGGUGUGUUAGGAGUCACAGAUGCUGUACGAGAAAUUUCACUGGACAAUAGUAAGGAUAAUAACAUGAAUGCCAAAUCGGCAGCGUGUUGUGAUGAUGAUGAUGAAGAUGAUGGAGAAGAUGGAGAAGCAGCUGAUAUGGAAGAGUAUGAGGAAAGUGGCCUGUUGGAAACGGACGAGGCCACCUUGGACACCAGGAAAAUGGUUGAGGCCAAAGCAGAGCCUGGGAGUGAAGACGCCAUCCUUCAGACUAGAACAUAUGACCUGUACAUCACAUAUGAUAAAUACUACCAGACCCCUCGACUCUGGCUUUUUGGAUAUGAUGAAGAGAGGCAACCGCUGACUGUAGAACAGAUGUACGAGGACAUCAGCCAGGACCACGUGAAGAAGACGGUCACCAUCGAGAACCACCCCAACCUGCCUCCACCUGCCAUGUGCUCCGUCCACCCCUGCAGACAUGCUGAAGUGAUGAAAAAGAUCAUUGAGACUGUGGCAGAAGGGGGAGGAGAGCUGGGAGUACAUAUGUACCUUCUGAUUUUUCUCAAGUUUGUCCAGGCCGUCAUUCCCACGAUAGAAUACGACUACACGAGACACUUCACCAUGUAGCUUCAUGAAUCUGCCUCUGCUAAUGCAACAGGGGAAAGACGAGCUCUUCUGCCUCUUGUGUUGAGAGUAUAUCUGGCCUGGUCUGAUUACAACCAGUUUGAGGAGUGUUUGUACUCUGAGACACUUUGCGUGGGUGCAGGACAUAUGGAAUGUUAGAGGUAUGUGACAAAACUGAAACCCAGAGUCAGAUCGAUAUCGGUUUAUCUGUGUGCAUCCAGUACUGGGCUAAAUGUGUUGUGUCUAAUUGUCGCUAGCCUACCGCAUGAAAAGUCUUAUUUUCAUGUCGUAUUGUUUUAUUUCACCAGUGGAAAAAUAGAAAUGUAAAAACGACACACUUGGAUAUAUUUGUAACUCGCUUGCAAUUUUUUUUUCCGUCUUUCAUAAAAUUGGCUCGUAGUCUCUUCUCACUUGCGGUCUUUGUGCUAAGCUAGGCUAACCCGUCCUGGACACACUUCUGUGCUGGGAACACACAAACAAAUCUGAUCUCCAUCUUUUUCCUCUGACUCUGGGUCAAGGCUGCAGACAAGGCUCGGUCCCACAAUUUGGGCUGUCCUGCUGAUGUUUCUCUCUACAGGUUUAAUGUUGUGACCACAAUGUGGUGAGAUCUCACAAAGUUCUUGUUAAGAAGAUUUUGAUGCCGUUACUAAAACUCACCCCAUUCCACACUGCUUCGCUGCUUGAAAUGUAAGAUGUCUCUUUCAGAAAAUAAAUUAACCCCAAUUGUG